Colossoma macropomum (tambaqui) is the source of this 3363-nucleotide messenger RNA. It is a transcript of the gene elfn1b, whose product is annotated as extracellular leucine-rich repeat and fibronectin type III domain containing 1b. Gene Ontology annotation, cellular component: plasma membrane. NCBI's taxonomy places the organism in Eukaryota, Metazoa, Chordata, Actinopteri, Characiformes, Serrasalmidae. The transcript is spliced from 3 exons. The record is from RefSeq and is a predicted model, not a curated record. The coding region runs from base 552 to 2990 and encodes 812 amino acids. Gene Ontology annotation, molecular function: protein binding.
GACGACUGAUUCCAUAGCCAUGCCAGGGGUUUGAAGGUGAUACAGGAAAACGGCUAACUGGGGCGACGUUAUCAGGAAUUUAGCUAACUGGUUAAACUGGGAGGUUUUCAUUCUGGAUAAGGCUGAGUAACAGAGGCUGCCCCUUCAGAUGAGCUUAUGAGCUAAUGCUAACAGCAGUGCAGCAGUAUAUGGUGAUGACUCGUGGACUUCUACACAAGGAUCCAAAAGGUCAGAAAUGAGGCUAAUGAUCAGAAAACUCACCACCAGCUCUUUAUGGGGCACUGCAUGGAGUGGCUGGGACAUUCAAUCUCAACAGAAGCUGCACACAAACAAAUCCUGAAGUGUAAACGUCCAGCCCAACGGUCACUUCCAGCUUCCACCAAAUUAAGUCGUCACUGAAAAGCACCAAUCAGACAUAGCGUUUGCAAGUGGACAUUCCAUCUGCAACAGGCUUGACAAAUGAACGCCUCUCUGUAAAUUCCACAUUAUAUUCAACACCAGUUAAAGCCUUGUUAUUACCCUCUGUACCUGAGCUACCACCUAGGUGAGCCAUGAAUGAAGCACAGAAAUCCCAUUCUGCUCAGUCAAGUGGCAAGGGAGGAGGUAUGGUGGUGACCAGUGCCUUACUCUGGUGGGCUGUGGCUGUUGCAUUUUUUUCCAUUUCAUGGGUGCCGGUUGCUCAGGCUGAUUGUUGGCUGAUUGAAGGGGAGAAGGGUUUUGUAUGGCUGGCAAUCUGCAGCCAGAACCAGCCACCAUACGAAGCCAUACCAUUACAUAUUAACAGCACUAUCGUCGACCUGCGACUCAACGAAAACAAGAUUCGAAGCAUCCAUUUUUCCGCUCUAAGCCGCUUCAGCAACCUCACGUACCUGAACUUGACUAAGAACGAAAUCUCCUAUAUAGAGGAUGGGGCGUUCUCUGCUCAGUUUAAUCUGCAGGUGCUGCAGAUUGGUUUCAACAAGCUACGGAACUUGACUGAGGGUAUGCUGAGAGGCUUAGGACGGCUGCAGUACCUGUACCUUCAGGCUAACCUGAUUGAGACUGUCUCACCUAAUGCCUUCUGGGAGUGUCCAGCCAUUGAGAACAUUGACCUCUCCAUGAACAGGAUUCAGCAGUUGGAUGGAAGUACAUUCCGAGGUCUAACAAAGCUAACCACAUGCGAGCUCUACUCAAACCCAUUUGGUUGCUCCUGCGAGCUACUGGGAUUCUUGCGCUGGUUAGCGGCAUUCCCCAACAGAACAAGUGAGAGGAUGGUAUGCGAUACACCAGCUGGCUUUUCUGGGUACAGCCUCUUAAGCCAGAACCCCAGGAUGCCAACAUUUCGGAAUGCUUUCCAUGCUCUCUCUACUGUCUGCACAGAUGAAAAUGUGACUCCGUACCUCCUUGGAUCUUCAGACGGGGGCACUCCCACAAUCCUGCCGGAUUUGAGUCCCUGCGGUUUGGAUGACUGCCCUUCGGGAGCACCUCCAGAUGAACCCACCAGCAUCAGCCCAACAUAUUUCGACCAAGACGCCCGGCCAACUAUAAAGCUCAAAGAAAUGACACACACAAGUGCAGUUAUCACAGUCCACAUCCCAAACCCUUUCCGCAAAAUGUACAUUCUUGUCCUUUACAACAACAGCUUCUUCACAGACAUUCAGAACCUCAGAAGCCAAAGGGAGGACAUAGAGUUGCUGAACCUUAAAUCCCACACAGACUACACAUAUUGUGUGGCAUCCAUACGCAACUCUUUGAGAUUUAACCAUACCUGCCUGACCAUCUCCACCAGCCCAAGGACAAUGCGAGAGCGUGUGCCAAAUGACGCUACUGCUACUCACUAUAUCAUGACAAUACUGGGCUGCUUCUUUGGAAUGGUCAUAGUAUUGGGCAUGGUGUACCACUGCCUGAGAAAACGGAAGCAGCAAGAUGAGGCAAAGAUGAAGAAGCUUGAGAAGAUGAAAAGGAAUUUGAUUGAGAUGAAAUAUGGGGCUGAGCUGGAAGGUGGGACUAUCUCACAGCUGUCACAGAAACAAAUGAUGUCCACUGGCGAGGCAGUUCAGAGAAUGCCGUAUCUACCGGCUGCCAGUGAAACAGACCAGUAUAAGGUGCAGGAGAUAUCGGACACACCAAAAACGACAAAAGGAAAUUACAUGGAAGUAAGGUCGGAGCAAUCCGAUCGAAUGGAAUGCAACGUCCCCCCAUCUGACAACAGCCAGGGAUCAGUUGCCGAGAUAUCAACAAUUGCGAAAGAAGUCGACAAAGUGAAUCAGAUCAUCAACAACUGCAUUGAUGCGCUCAAAUCUGAGUCAGUGUCCUUCCAGGCCGUGAAGUCUGGAGCUGUGUCCACAGCUGAGCCUCAGCUGGUUCUUAUUUCUGAGCACCCGCCAGGCAAGACUGGUCUUCUAUCUCCAAUGUAUAAAGGAGGUUACCACCACCCCUUACAGAGGCACCACAGUAUGGAAGCUCAACCGAAGCGUGCCAGCACAUCUUCAAGUGGCUCCAUGCGCAGCCCCCGAUCUUUUCGCUCUGAAGGUGCUUACCGAUCUGAGUCCAAGUACAUCGAGAAGUCUUCUUUGGAUGAAUCAGGAAUCCUGACGGUCACCCCUGCUGCAGCAAUACUUCGGGCAGAAGCAGAGAGGAUACGACACUACAGUGAGCACAGGCACUCGUACCCUGGCCCCCACCAUAUAGAGGAAUCUUUGGAGGUUUCAGGAAGCAGGAAGUCCUCCAUCUUGGAGCCGCUAACCCGCUCACGACCACGUGAACUCUCAUAUUCACAGCUUUCACCCCAGUACCACAACCUCAGCGGUUACUCCAGCCCAGAGUACAGCUGCCGACCAUCCCUUAGCCUAUGGGAACGAUUCAAACUGCACCGUAAACGCCACAGGGAUGAGGAGGAGUACAUGGCUGCAGGUCACGCGUUAAGGAGAAAAGUACAAUUUGCCAAAGAUGAGGACCUACAUGACAUCCUUGACUACUGGAAGGGUGUGUCUGCGCAACAGAAAUUAUGAUCACUCAUUUUAUAGUAGAUUCAAGUGUGGUCAUACCAACUACACUUUGCUUUCUGGACCAAACGAAGCCAGUCUUGAUAAUUAAAUUUCAAAAAACUCACUCAUUUUUAGAGGUAUAGCUUAGAUUAUAAUUCUGACUUCAUUAAACUAGCUAUUUUUACUAUUUGACAAAGAAAUAAGAUAUGGUAGAUCUCGCAGUGAGUGUAUGUGCCAAAUGAUUAUAGAUAACUUUUAACAAUAUUAACCUCAAAUCAGAACACUUUUUAUAUAUGAAAAGUAACAAUAGACUAUUAUUGUAUUAAUUAUUAUUACUACUAUCAUUAUCAUUAUUAUUCUUGCCAUGAUCAUCAUUGUUCCUUCUAAGUAUUAUUAU